This is a messenger RNA of Spinacia oleracea (spinach), 1729 nucleotides long. RefSeq lists its product as uncharacterized. The transcript is spliced from 11 exons. Lineage: Eukaryota; Viridiplantae; Streptophyta; Magnoliopsida; Caryophyllales; Amaranthaceae. Bases 212 to 1279 code for a protein of 355 amino acids. The record is from RefSeq and is a predicted model, not a curated record.
GAAUGGUCCGACAAUACCCAACUCCCCAUCGUAUCGUACAUUCGUACCCCAUGCUCAAUUACUGCGAUAACUAUUUCCCGGUUGCCUGAGCCAAGUAACCAUGGCGAUGGAAAUUGUUGAUUUUAUUUCACACAAAAAUUGGUAAAAUAACAUUUAUCAAUUAACAUUCUGUUUUACAACUCAAAUUCUGAAUUUGCUGGGGUUCAACAAGAUGAUGUCUCCUAAACCAACUUCUGAGGAUCGUCACCCAGUUUAUUCAAGGCAAACACCUCUUAGAAUCAUACAUUUCACUGGCAACUUUAUGCGAAUAUGGUCAAUCUAUUCCAUGUACCAUUACUUAUCUCAAUCAGAAUCUUCAGUAGUGCUGUAUAUAUUCAGUUGUCUGGUUCCGUCAUCCAUCAUCUUUUUAGCUUUGCAAAAACCUUGGAGAGGAAGGGCACUUUCCAAUGCUCAGAUUGUUCCUUCGUUGAUAAAUGGAGCUAUAACAGCUUUGUAUUUCAUCCUUUGGGUGAAAGGGGUCAAAGCAUGUGGCCCUCUUCGAGCAAUUCUUGCAGAGUAUUCAGGCGCUGUACUUGGAGUGUUAUCUGCAGUUCUGUAUGGGCGUAGGGGUCAUAUCUGGAAAAAGGUUGGUGGACUAGUAGCAAUGCUAGCUUCCCUCUACUUCUUAUCUCAGGGAUGGGCCAUGGCUACUUAUUCUCCUUUUUCAUUCAGAGAGAUCACGGAUUCUGAUGCUCAAAAGGAAAAGGUAUUAGGAAUGAGAGAAAUGGCAGUUCCUAUGCUGGCAGGAAUAUUAUCUGCUUUCAGAAGAGUGAUUUCACGGCGUAUUUCAAUAAAGAAUCAGCUUAAGAGGCGUCUUCAUGCCAUUACAAUUGCUUCUGCUACAUGCUUCAUGUUUCCAGUAGCCAUGUGGGAUGCAAUAUUGGGGACAACUCCUGAUAGCAACAAGGAUUUUCCUUUUUCCGCGUGGCCUUACAUGAGCACCAUCCUUUUUGGAGUUAUAUUGAUAUCCUAUAUUGAGAAUAUUGCAGAAGAGAGGUUGCACAUGGUGUUCUCAUCUCCUAAACACCUUAUGGCAGCUGGAGGAUGUAUAAUUUUAUUGGAGAUUUUGUACAAAAUGGACUUCUCUCUAGCAGGAUUCAUUAUUUGCUGUGCAGUUUUGGGUUUUGGUAUAUACGAAGCAACUUCUUUGGAACGUCCGAGGCGAGAUUCUAAUCAUACUUUAGAACCUUCAGAGAAUUUAUUCGAGGACGAGAUUCAGAUGUCAUCACUGCCAACUUGAACCGAGCUUGUUGUUACCUUAUUUAUAUACCAGAAGAAUGUAGCUGGGAGCUUGAAGUUGGAAUUCUGCUGGUGAAUUUCAUGGAAAUGUCAGCGUUUGUUCAUCUAAUAGCCUUGUAAAGCUUGGAAGCCUCAAAUAUUGACAUGUAAAUCAAACAAGGUAAAUUCUAAUGCUGAUCAGUCAAUGUUCGGAAAAAGACAUUUUAGCAUUUCAGGAAUCUGCAGCAUAUGAAGAAUGAUAGCCGCCUAGCCGGACUGUAGAUCAACAUAUACUCAACUGAAAAACGUUAUCGUAGCUCAAUUUUUUUACAAGACGAAAAGGAAAGGAAAAGUGAUUUUAUUUUUGUAUCUUUUUCCUGUUUUAUGUAUUACCAAUUUGCAGCUGUGUUUAGCUUAGUGAUACUAUCAAUUCAUGACAAGAAAACUAUUCAGUGCUAAUGUUUUUCUCUAA